AUGUCCGAGCCCGCUCCGCCGCCCGGCAUGGCCCGCCCGCCGCUGCCCGCCGCUGCCGCCUUGCUGGCCGCCGCUCUGCUGCACUGCGCGCCCGCCGCGCCCGCCCGCCGCCACAAACCGGACAUGUCUCGAAAGCAUCACACCUGGAAGGAGCAGGCUCCUUGGCCGUCUGCCCUGGCGAACACCGUGGGCACGGGUGUGCCAGCCAAGGGGGGUGCGGGGGCUGGCUGGAACCCCCCCCGCUGCGGAGUGCCGGACCUGCCGCUGCUGCCGGACGGCCAGAGCGGGCGGAACCGCCAGAAACGCUUCGUCCUCUCGGGGGGACGCUGGGACAAGACCAACCUCACCUACAAAAUUAUCAGGUUCCCGUGGCAACUUGUAAAAGCUAAAGUGAGAAGGACCAUUGAGGAAGCCUUGAAAGUCUGGAGUGAUGUGACCCCGCUGACCUUCACCGAGGUGCAGGAGGGACGGGCUGACAUUGUCAUCGAUUUCACAAGGUACUGGCAUGGAGACAACUUGCCUUUUGAUGGGCCCGGAGGGAUCCUGGCGCAUGCGUUCUUCCCCAAAACACACCGGGAAGGAGACGUGCAUUUUGACUAUGACGAGACCUGGACGAUUGGGAACAGCCUGGGCACUGACCUUCUGCAAGUGGCUGCUCAUGAGUUUGGCCAUGUCCUGGGCCUGCAGCACACAGCUGUCUCCAAGUCCCUGAUGUCUCCUUUCUACAUCUUCCGCUAUCCCCUCAGCCUGAGUGAGGAUGACAAGCAAGGGAUCCAGUACCUAUACGGGAAACCCUCACCGGAUCCCGAGCCAACCCCAACUCAGCCAGCAGAGCUGCCCCAGCCAGGCCUCGAAACAAAUGAGAUCACCAACGUGGAGGCUGUGCAGCCCGACGCCUGCCACACAGCUUUCGACGCCGCAGCCACCAUCCGGGGGGAGCUGUUCUUCUUCAGGUCCCGCUACGUGUGGCGGCUCCGGGCUGGAAAGCUGCAGGACGGGUACCCAGCUCUGGCCUCUCGCCACUGGCAGGGCAUCCCCAGCUCUGUCGAUGCCACCUUCGAGGACCCUCUGGGCAACAUCUGGUUUUUCCAAGAUUCUCAAUACUGGAUUUAUGAUGGUGAGAGACGGGUAUCUGGUCCCACGCCAAUCGUGGAGCUGGGGCUCCCUGCAUCCCCUGUGCAGGCAGCUCUGGUGUGGGGGGCCGAGAAGAACAAGAUCUACAUCUUCAGUGGAGGCAACUACUGGCGCUUCAGCCCCCACAGGCGCCAGGUGGACAACAUCUACCCCCGGGCUAUGGCUGACUGGCGCGGCGUCCCACCGGAGAUCGAUGCUGCUUUUCAGGAUGAGUUUGGUUUUGCCUAUUUCCUGAGAGGCCGAGAUUAUUGGAAGUUUGAUCCAGUCCAGGUGAAAGUGCUGGAGGGCUACCCACGCCAGAUCAGCCAGGACUUCUUCAGCUGUACACCCUCCUCCAACUCCUUCAGAUGA
Molecule: messenger RNA, 1485 nt
Organism: Cinclus cinclus
Lineage: Eukaryota; Metazoa; Chordata; Aves; Passeriformes; Cinclidae
Gene: MMP11
Product: matrix metallopeptidase 11
Exons: 8
Coding region: 1-1485 (494 amino acids)
Biological process (GO): extracellular matrix organization; proteolysis; collagen catabolic process
Cellular component (GO): extracellular matrix
Molecular function (GO): metalloendopeptidase activity; zinc ion binding
Source: RefSeq, a predicted model, not a curated record